Molecule: messenger RNA, 13214 nt
Organism: Porites lobata
Lineage: Eukaryota; Metazoa; Cnidaria; Anthozoa; Scleractinia; Poritidae
Source: the annotation of a GenBank genome assembly
AAACUGUUGAUCGCAGAGGGCGAAAGCACAGCUUCUUUGAACUUGAAUGGUAGUCUGCGAUGGCUGAUCAUUGCCUGCAGAAAUCUCUUGAAGACGCCAUCAAUGAAUUUAAGUGCUACAAUGUUCGUACGAAAUCGCUAUUUAAGCGGACCGCGAGUUGUUUUCAAGAGAUCUUGGAAAGCAUGGACAUCAGUUCGAGUGAAGCAGAAGACACAAACACAUUAAUUCCCUUUUCUCAACUCGACGAAGUACAAAGAGAGCUAAGGAAAAGCCCUUCUGUAUUUUUCAUUGGCGAAAGAAACUGUGGAAAGAGCUCCAUCAUUAAUGAGCUCCUUCAACAGGGUUCUUUACCCGUGCACGAAAAUCCAUGCACGGCAAGAAUCGUUAGGAUCAAAUACUCCGAUGAGCCAUAUGCCAUUCUUGUCGGAUCGGAUGGCGUAGAAGUCGGCAGAAAGGCGCCAACAAAGGGAAAAAUUCCCGAGGAACUUAUAGUAGUCACUGAUCAUGACCGAGAGAACGAAAAUGCAUUGGACGCGACCGUGGAGGUGGGACUGAAGCACGAACUCCUCCGAAGUGGAAUCCAGCUGAUUGACUCGCCUGGCAAGAGUGAGUCGGACGUGUUGGACACAGUUUUGAAUGAAUACCUGGAGAAAGGCAGUGUGCCCUUGUUUGUCUACGUUAUUGACGGAAACGUACACCUGAGAAAAUCGGUAAGUCUGAGCUGAAUCUUCAAACAUUACUCACAAUGUAAAGUAAUAUUCCUGUACUCAGCGGUACACUAAACUCUUCAAAGUACUCAUUACAGUAAAAAACUACGCACGUUUAUAUAGAGCAAUAGAGUAUUGACUGCACCGCAAGAAACGCCAACAUGCUUGCGUCAGUUUUAAAUGGCCUCAUGAUGUAUUGAAUUUGGAUAGGAUUUGUGGUAAUUUAUUAUCAUUGAUGCGUUUGGAAACUGAUAUUUAUCCCGGAAGUACCACUAGUACACCUAGAUCAUCUUCAGAAUGUACUUCCUUUUUGCUUGAAACCCGUUGUUUGUUUAGUUCGCUUGUCAACAACCAGCUGAGAAACAGACUUGUAAGGGAAAAAAAGAGGAAAUUUAUCAACAUCUGUCGGGCGAGAGCUGAUGCGUGUACAAUGCGAAAAGCGUAAGGCCUGUUUCAAACGUCGUGCUCCUGCCGUGCUAAGCUGGCUCGACUGUAGCUCGACUGCAGCACGACACUAGCACGACUUGGUUUCAUACGUCGAAUUUAAUUCAGUCGAAUAGAACGGCUGUUGCCGAAAACAAAACACAAAAAUAAAGAAACGGUUUAGCAAACUUUUAAAUGUAUCAGUUGUAAUGUAUUUAUAAUUUAUGAAUUGACUUUGGCGGGGCAGUAGCGCGACGUUUGAAACGAAGUCGAGGUACUGCCGUGUAGCACGGCAAAGUUUCACGCUGAAGCUUGCCGUGCUACACGGCAGUAGCACGACUUGGUUUCAAACGUCACGCUACUAACGUGCUAAAGUCGAAUUUAAUUCGAUCAAUUUAGUUCGGCACGGCAGUAGCACGACGUUUGAAACGGGCCUAACCUGUAUAAAUUUGUUGUUUUUGUCUUGCACUAUUGCACAUUCAAAAGCGUUAUGCAUGAAAAAACAUAAUACAUAUAUUUAGCCAGGGCUAAAAGUGUAGCUUCAGUUAAUAAAUUUAUAAUUUAAAUCAAACAAUAUAUAGGCUUGUAAUCCACAAAUCAGUUAACUGGGGAGGUCCAUAUGACUUUUAAGGGUGGGGCUGGGUGAUUUUAGAGAAAAAAUAAUUUGCAAACUGGGCAAGAAUAAACCAACCUCUAAAAUCUUUCAUCGAGUUAAUAGUCUUAUAAGUACACCCAAUAUGAAGCAAUCACCUUUGAUCACAGUGGAUUAGGCGAGGAAAACAAUUUCAAAUUCUUCCUAAGCAAAAUGACCUAUUUGCCCAGCUACUCCACCUUUAUUUUUUAAGGGUAUUUAUUGCAAAGGGCCGAAAUAUAAUUUUAUGCUAUAUAAGCCGUUAAGACACGAUAGUCCUCGGUGGCAGCCAAUUUACACCUUAUAACUUAUAAAGAAAAGGCCAAAAUGAAAAACCAGGCCGAAUUUUUUUGUGUGGCUCGCUACAAGUUUACUUUGCAAAUCUGGUGGUGCGUAAACUAGCUUUAUUACAUCACCUCUGAGGUAAUUCUAAACAGAACUAUCAGGCGUUGUUUGGUUUAUCACUCAGACCUCGGACAGAAUUUAUGAUAUUUCAGUUUGCCCUAUUUUACUCAUAAUUCUGCAGUUUUGUACAGAAUAAUUUUACAAGACAAUUGCACUCAUUCAAUAUUAUUAAAGGACGAUCGAAGCACGCCCUUCCCUUCCACACCAAAUUAUAAAAUGACAACAAAAUAUAGAGACUUCCCCAUUACGGACGGGACUGUUCAGUCAGGUCAUUCUGCUGUUAUGUAGUAUGCAGGGUAAUGCUGGGCUUUGAGCGGAAACUUUCAAAAAAAUCUUAUUUUAAUUAAAUUUCCAAAAUCACCCGUCCACCCUUCCACUUCUGAAUUUUGCCAAGCACCAAACUUGUAUUUUCCUUUGCAUUUUACUUCUAAAACACCAUAUAAAUGUUCAUUUGAUACGCGCAGCAGUUGAGUACUCCUGCAUGCGAUGUUUAUGCUACAACUGAAACUGAACAACAACCGGCAAAGCGAUAAGAAAGAGAUCUUGACAAACAAUCAAGACACAGAAAUAUAAUUCAAUGAUACACUUCAAAGGACAUGUUAUUCACGAAGACAUGAAUUGAGAGUGAAGUGUCUUUGAAAAUCUGGUCAUGAAAUAAAGCCUUAAGGUGGCUGAACACAGUUUUGCGGGCAGUCAGCGGUAACUCGCGUGACCGCGCGUGUUUUUAAUUAGACAAACAAACAUGGCGGCGAAAAAGCAAUGGUACACAGAAGACGAUUUCUCAAAAUCUACUCAUUAAAAUUUUGUGAUAUUUGGCAGAAUUUUUACUUUUAUCGUAUUUUAGAUAAUGAAAACUUUAAAAUGGAGGUUGAACAGACGAAUUUCGUGACACAUUUAAUAAUUACGAUACAAUUAUAUUAAUUGAUUAUCUAAAAGUCCGUCUGUUAAAAUUUGAUCAAAUAAGUUUCAAAUGGUAAUGAUUAGUUACAGUAAGCUGUGUGCAAGAUUAUAGGAAAAUCUAAUGAGCGGAUUUUAUGUAAACUGAACAAAAGUGAAAUUUUAAGGUUGUAUUCAAUCGUUCAUGUUGCCAUGGAAACUACGAAAACGUCAAAUUUUACCUGUCAAUCAAAAUCUUUCAUUAGUAUAUUUUCCACCUGCCAAGUUUCAGCUUGUGAGCUGCAACCUUUCUCUUGCCAUGAUUUGGCAAAUGACAUAGACUCACAAACUGCCAAUACUGUGUUCAGCCACCUUAAGCUCAUUAAGUUUAAGUUUUAAGCCGGCUUCGCAGCGUUUGCUAUUUUUCAAGAUGAACUCGAGGCAGGAAUAGCGCUCAAAGCUUUCUUUUACAACCAAAAGGAUGACUAAACUUCAGAACGUUUUCUUUCACUGAGUCGCGGUCAGAAAAUGUCUAGACUUUUUAAGUUCUGUACUAGGUCAGAUCCCCGUCUCAAAUCUUACAAAUGUGUGUAAAGUGACGGCCGCAUAAACAAUGCUCGACUUCACGAAACCAGAAAAAAAUAAACAUCAAAUGCAAUAUAAUUACUCAAGCUUGCCGGUCGAGAUGCAGCUUGUGAAAGCCAUCAAGUAAGGCCAGAAUCGCUUAAGACUUUUUAACCCUCUUACGCAUCCAGCAAGACGAAGUACUAAGAGAAGCUUAUUUUUGAAAACGAUGAUUUCCGAUUACUUCUUGGAAAGUGGCGCAUUUCUCAACCAAAAACCAAAAAAACACCUGAUUCUUUUUCCCUCCCCACCCCCAGCCCCCCUCAAAGAGGGUACGGUACGGGCAGGCGUACGCUGACGUCACAACCAAUAUUUUCCGGAUUAAAUUUUCUUAGCUAUGGCCAUUUCAGCGGAGUUCCACGCUCACGCGCCCUUCGCGCGGAGCCCUAUAGCUAAGUAAAUCUACCCAUUUCAGAAAUUUUGGUAAUCACGUGACCGUACACCGACCGACCGACCGAUCGACCGCCCGAGCGACUGUCCUUCCGCACCACAGGCAUACCAAUGUAAAACUAGUAAUACUUGACACUACAGCUGCCCCCGUUCUGUAUAUUGUCGGUCAAUAGUAUUCUUGCUGGUUGUGUAGCUCUUUGAAAUAUACCGAUUCAUAAUGAAGAUUUUCACACAUAUUCCAUACAAUAGGUGAGAUAAAUACAGGAAACGCAAGGUUCCAUGCACAGUUUCAGCUCGAUUUACACAGCUUUGAUCAAAACAUUCUCAGUUUCGAGAAUAGUUUAUUCUAAACCAACCUCGUCCCCAGGGCUUUUCCCUUAAAACCACCCAUUUUUUAAGGGAAAAGCCCUGGGGACGAGGUUGAUUCUAAACCAUAAGAAAAGAUUUAAUUAGAAGUUGAAUUUUUCGCUAUUUCUCUUUCCCUUUUUACAUUCAGUUCAUUUUAUUUGCCGGAAAGUAAGCCUUAGAAAUUAAAAGGACGUUUGAUCGAUUCACGCUAGCGCGCAUUCUAGUCUUAUUUGAAACUUUAUAACGGAAGGACAUCUGUGAGCAGGGAAUAAGUCAGCACAGAAUUUGAUUGUCGGCGAAUUUCUGUAAAUGUCCAUCAAUCUGCUAGUGAUAAGCUAGCCCUUGUUCACUCGUCUUGCUUGUUUGGGGCUGAGUCUUAUUCCGGUCAAAGAGAGAGAAGGAGUCUAGCAAGGUUUCCAAUGUAAAUAAAAGAUUUGUGAACUCGUGUCUGACAAACUCUCCAAGUGUUUAUAUAUGCACAGUUAAACGCACCUUAUAACCUCCCCUGCGCUUAACGAGUGUCUUUUGGUCCAUAACUUUCAAAACAACUGCUCCACAGAAUGUCACUGCGUAACGCAAAAGAGUAUCGAAGUAUGACUGCAUGAUAAGUGUCACAAAAUCUACCUGAGCGGUCCUUUCGGGAUUUUCUGUCUUUACGUCAUCCUAACCAUUUCGUAUUUGCGGGCGCAAACAAUAGAAACGUCAUCAUUACCUACCGAUUCCUCGCGGCCCCAGUUCGAGCAAAUCGAGAUUUUUUCUAGUAUAGUGACUGUAUAUUUGAACUGUAAGUACUGUCCUUAAUAUACGCGCGAGUUACUAGGGUACCUCCUCGGGAUUUCGCCUCUGGGCGAAAUGCCUGCGGGGGCAAUAAUUCCGGAUCAGGUAUGGCAACCCAAAUGCAACUUGAGGUUAUUUUGGCGGGAAAUCGCAUAGCCACCCGAGUCUUGUAAAGCAGAGGCAACUAAAGGGUCACACGAAAGGCGAAAACGGAAAGCGGAAAUUGUUUCUGUAUCCGUGUUGUCUGAAGUAUUAAGCUUAGAUUAAUUGUCAUGUCCACAAAUUUGGAAAUAGAGCAAGAGAAGGACAGAGAAAAAGAGAAAGUAGGCGGCAGGCCAGCGCAGCUAAACGAGAAAAAGAGUGACAGAGGUCUAGAGGGAGAGAUAAAUAACAAAGGAGACAUUUUUUUGUUGGAAGAACAACAUGAUAAUUAUGUAGCGGCGGUGAUAAGCAGCCACCAAUGCAAGGUGAAAAUGAGCGGCAGUGAAAAAAAAGUGAAAAAAAAAGUACGACAUUUCCUCCAUAAAACGUGUAACUAAGACCCUGUUUACAUGGAGUGGGGGACCCCGGUCUAGUGGGGUAAGUUUCUUUUGUUUUGUGUCCCCCAGAGCGUGAAAACAAAAGAAACCAACCCCACCAGACCGGGGUCCCCCACUCCAUAUAAACAGGCCCUAAGCAGUUUCAUCUGGAAGUUUCACGUGGUGGUCGUGCAAAACGACGGCCAGGAAAUGUACAAAAAAAGUGUGCUGCACGUGGAAAGUUGCUUUUUUGCUAAUUAGACAUAAUGAUGUUUUUCACCGUUUUCCGGCGUUGCCUUCGCCGCUUAGCAUUACACGAGUUUAUAUUUGUUUUGAACAAACUAUAGAUAUUAUCGAGAGUUUCGCUUUUAGCCCUGGCUAAAUCUAUAUAUUAUUGCAAUAUAAACUAUGCGUUUAAUCUCAAAAGCAAUUUGGGUUACACUUACCCUCUCAUAGAGCAGUCUACGCAAAAACCUCGGCUGAGCAAACACAAAUUGUUCAAAAACUUCGAUUCGUCAGUUCUCUUAAAAGUGCGAAGCCACAUGACGCUCCGUAAUGGAGAAAACGGAGAAAAAGUACUCGAAGCAAAGAAGAGCAUGCGGUGUGAGGUCCGUACCACCAGAUGUUUGGCUUUGCGUCAGUGAUGCGUACACAGGGUUCCCGCAGCUUUCUCCCGGACAUUCCCGAGUAUGACACCUGUAAUUUGGUGGCCAGAGCACUGGGAUCGAGAAUGGGAAACUCUACGAUCUGGCUGCCUGGCCCCGGUUGUUCAAAAGCUGGAUAGCGCUAUCCACCGGAUAAAUCACUAUCCAGCGGAUACGUAUUACGGGAAACAAUUGUGUUAUCAGCUGGAUAGUGAUUUACCCGCUGGAUAGCGCUAUCCAACGUUUGAACAACCGGGGCCUGGUCCUCACAGCGCAUGCUAUUCUAUCCAAAACCCAAAAUUUGUUUUCGAGGUCAAGCGUUUUCUACGGUGAAUCAACUUUUCCGUCUUAUCAGUCCCUAGCCUAAGACACUUUUAACCGAAUUUAUGAAAGACCAAAGCAAGGGAAACAAUUUCAACAGUCCCGUGGCUCGCACCCAUACGUACCCUGCGUUAUUUAUGGCACAGGCGCUCUUCUGGCGGUAUCUCGCCCCAUGUAAAAGAAAGCGGGUAAUUUUUGCUUGUGGAACAGCUCGUGGAAUCCGGAGUUCCACUUACCAUUGGAAUCCAGAAUCCAAGUUCUACUGACAAAGACUGGAAUACAGUAGCUAGAAUCCGGAAUCCACUGCGUGGAAUUCAGAAUCCAAAACCGCUUGGAUUCCCUUACAUGGGACGAGGUAUCGAAUACGAACUUUUAAAUAAACUAAACGAGUUAGCUCAACUGUCCAUAAAACACCGUGUCGAGGUCAUCAAGUCCGUUGUUUUUUGUUUGGUUGUUAAUUUGUCUUGUUUCUUUUCGCUGCUCAUGUAAGGUAAUCCAAGGCAGUCUUGGAUUCUGGAAUCCAGGCCGUUAAUUCUGGAUUCCAGAUACUAAAUUUUGGAAUCUUUGUCAGUGCAAGGUGGAUUCUGGAUUCCGAUUAAUAGCGGGAUAUCCGGAAUCCCGAUAACCUUAUAUAGGGCGACUUUUCGGUUUAGUUUUACCCAAUACAUACCACAGAAAACCAAGAAAAAGAUAGGAUCCCGACUCGAAUCCUGGUCGGCCACGGUGUUCUAAAGAAAUUCCCUUUUGCCCGGCAAACGGCUUGGUCUUUGUGUGGCUCGGAUGACCACCAAGUAAUGGUGGUCCUUUUACCAGUAGGAAACGCAAAAACAGUGGUCACAAUUUGAAGGAAGAACUGCGAUGGGUUGCUAACAAAAUGGAGACACUUCCGUCUAUGCUUUCGAAUUCGUCACUGAUAAUCUGUCCACAAACCGUAACUCAAAAAAUUAAUUAAAAAUUAUAGCUUUAUGUAUAUUUUGUUUGAGUGAGUGGUGGAAGGAAGGAACGUUUUAAGGUGGAUCAGAGAGGCCGCAGAAAAAGCCGCAUGAAAGCGCUUUAAGUAAUAACAUUUUGUUCUUCAUUUUUUUUAAUUUAAGGAUAAAGAAACCGUCAGCUUCUUGAAAAACAAAUUUCCUCAGUGUCUCAUCAUAUUUGUAUGCAACAAGGUAGACAUCACUAAAGAAGCGCAAGAAUCUGACGAAGAUUCCGAUGAGAGCGACGACAGCGAUGACGAAGAAAGCAGUCUUGACAAAGGAGAGGUAGUUUUCAGUCAAUUGAAAGAAAGAAACUUUCUCACGGAAAAUUCAUCGAAAACAUGCUCUUUAUAUCACGCGAUUUCCGCAAAGGCAGUGAGAAAUGAAAGAUUGAGUUCUCAAAAGUCAGAGGCAACCGAAAGGUUUAACCGAUUUUCGUCGUGUUUGCAGCAUCUUCUUGGGAAAGUCAUGAAGACACAGACCAGGCAGGUUGUUCAAAAACUUCUUGUUCUUCAAGAAAGCUUUGUAAACAUAGUCCAGGUGCAGAGAACUGUCAUCACAGAGAAAGCGUCUCUUUUGCCGCAAGUUGUUAAGAAAGGCAAUGACAUAGAAACGAAAAUUUUCAAAUCACUUUCACGGCUUACUUUCGCCUCAGAUGCUGCCAAAGAAAGACUCGUGGAUAGUAUAGGACUUCUAAAAGCAGAAUGUGUAAAAGACGCGGAAGUCUACAAACCAGUCAACCUCCGACAUCUUAGAAAUGACGCCCAAAAGAUGGUUAAAACAGACCUUCCUGAUCUCUCGGCUGAACUCACUACACUACUUAGUACAAACGACAUCGGUUUUCAGCGAUUCCUGAGUGAUAUGAGAGGAGGCAUUCUGGAAAAGAUGUGUAAUUCACUUGGGCGUUUUGUCGAGGCGACAAUGAAUGAAAUGGUUAGUGACCUGACCGAGGCUAUAAUUGCAUUCAAUGAAGAACUGGCCCAUCCCAUGGUCUCUCGCAUUCUAGAAGAGAGCUAUGACAUUCAGUUCCUGGCAGUCAAAACAGAAGCUGAUGAACUGAUUCAAAGUGUUUUAAACGGACUACUUGAUUCUAUUAAAGAGGCCGUUAGCAUUGCUCUGAGACGAGAAAUUUCUGAACCCCUCAGUGCAAUAGAUACGUCAAGUUACACCAACGAAGACGUUAACAAAAAGGAGACUCGCGAGGUCAUCGUGUCAUCUUUUCUUGAGACAAUUGACGAGGAGCGAGUGGCAAAAGCAGUCCACGAGGCCUGUUGCAAUCGUCUCACGAAAAUGCACGAACUGUUUAGCACAGCCGUGUCCUCGCUUUCCUCCUUGCAGAGAAAUUUUGCGCACUGCCCGGUGGCAUCUCGGCUUGAACUGUUUCGUGUCCGUUAUACUCCUGAGAUACGCACUCUGGCUGUUGAAGGAAUGGCUCUGCAGAACAUGCAUCAUAGAGGGCCUGUAGAACUGGGCUCAAUGAUUGCCAAGACACGGAAGGGAGUCAUUUAUGAUUGCAUAAGUGAGCGCUGGUGCAAGGUUUCACCAAGUGGACAAUGCGCAGUAAAGGUGCUAGAAAAACGAAGCUUGGGCGAGGCUAUCUGGAAACAGACUGCCGUGGAUUUAGUCAAUAUGAUGUAAGUUAUGCCUUUAAAUUGCAUUGUUACUCUGCAUUGUCCUAGAGCUGGAACGAUUUACAAAGAGUUUGGUAAUUUGAUGUUAUUGUGAAGGGGUAAUUACUGUUAAUUCAGUGAACGUUCGCGAUUGCUGACAAUCAAUUGUCACGACCCGUAAAUUACUCUCCUAGAAUGAUUAGAAUGUAAUCCUCUCAUUGCCAUUUACUUUUACAAAUUGCCACGUAGUGCUCUCAUAAAAAUGAGAGGGGCUGAAAGGGACUGUCUUAAUGAGACAUCAUAGUCUUCUCAAUAGCACAGAAGAUACAUAAAAAAUUGUUAAAUAACAUAAGCUCAUUUAAUGCCAAGGUCUGAGCUUAGAGUUGGUUCUACAUGUACAUAUUCACCAGGCCCCGGUGAAAAGCUGGAUAGCCCUAUCCACCACCAAUCUAGUGUAUAGCGCUAUCCACCUUUUGAACGACUGGGGGCAGAUGUUUUUGUUCUUUGGAAAUCUUCCAUUUCGUUCCUUGCUCCUGUAGGGACAUGAUUCAGAAACACCACGGAUCUCAUCCAAACCUGUUACGCCUGUUUGGCUGGGUCUUCCCUCAGCCUGAUGUGCUGCACGUGGUUAUGGAAAAGGCAGAAAGAGGUCUGCUGUCCGCUCUCCAGAGCGGAUUACCACUACCCAUUAGGAUGAACAUUGCGGUGGAUGUAGCUAAAGGUCUAAAGGCCAUCCAUGAGAUCAAUUACAUUUACAAGGACUUAAAGCCUGAAAACGUCUUGGUAAGAUUAGAAGCUCUUCAUCCCUAAUAAUGGUCAAAGUUCAAGGAAAACGUUUUGUUUUGUAAAAUCCUCGAUAGCAAAAUAAUAAGUUCCGUGCAAAAGUUUUGCCACAGUGGGUUUGAGUUAAAUUAAUAACACCAUAGAAAUUCGUCGGUAGACUCAAAAGCCAGAAUAACGGAAUAUCUCGACUUAAGUCAUUUUAGCUCGAUUUUAGCAGUGAUAUGAAUAAGCUUUUCUUUGAGCUUGCAUUAGGAGACGCAUUCAUAAUAAGGUUUUAGUAGAUAUAGGACCAGACAGGAGCCUUUGAGAAGUCGUUCAGACGUGUUUGUGCGUUUCUGGAUCGAUUUGGAAUUCAAAAUAUUGGUUUCUAAAGGGAGAGGGGCAUCGGCGUGCCGGGGGAAAAAUCUCUCGGAACUAGAAAGAAGUUGCAAUCUGGGCCAAAACGGUAGGACGGGAGCUGCUCUAACCACGUAUAGCGCCACCCUUGGGACCCAAACGAGUCGGAGCGGACAGAGAUGGGGAAGGGGAAAGGGCAGGAGGUGGGAGUUCUCAUUGGGUGGGAAGCGGAAGACAUAGGGGGAAAUUAGUCAACGUUAUGCUAAAUAUUUCAUAACCGAAAAGGGGCUGAAGGGAGGAAGCCAAGGAAAGAGGAGCGAGAGGUUUGGACACCCUGUCCCUCCCCUACCCCGUCCCUCCAAUCGACUGAUGUUAGUGGUAAUUAAAGUAUAACUUAAGGUUUUUUUUAUCUUUUUAGUUGAUGUCUGAUGGAACAGCCAAGAUCAACCUCACCAAACCCGAAUUCCCGUACGAGAUGACUUCACUUGGCGCGCCAUUCCAUAUCUCACCAGAAAUGUACCAGCACCAUGGUACAGGCCAGCUGAGUUACCCGUCGUACGACGUCUAUGCAUUUGGAAUUCUGUUAUGGGUGCUUUGUGAGGGAUCGGGAAAGACACGGCCAGGCGUGUACCGGCACCUGGAAACUAUCGAGGAGAUGAAGGAAGCAGUGGAGAAGAAAAUCUUUCCAAAGAGGUUGCCAGAGAUUACCGAUGCAUGCUGGGAUUUGAUGUGGAGUUGUUGGGAUCAAAGAGAAACUAUUCGUAUGGACAGUGUUGUCGAAAUUAUGGAAGGAAUAAAGAGGAGAUGUUGGGCAGAAUCUUAGAAAUUGCUUUGGAGCAUUCAGACAGUCCAUGCUUAAAACAAGGAAAUGAGACCUGAAGUGUUCUCCGGUAAGAUACUCAGAUGGUCUGACGUCGCAUGCUGGAAGUGUAAGCCAGGGACUUCUGACCAUUUGAGAAUCUCUGGCUAGUUCUAGACUCACGUGUAGAUCACGUGUGAUCCCUUUGUAAGAGUUCGGAACAUAAUAAUCUACUUGUAUUUCAGGUUGUUGUUUAGAUACCGUCAAUUACCACUAUUUAUUGUGGUGUCAGUAUGGUGCGUCCUUGACAGGUAUAAAUUAGUGAGAAAAGAUUUAGAAUAAUAGGCCAAUGUCACUUGCAGAGUGAUAGACACAAAUUUAUUAUCAUCGACUAAGUCAUCGUAAAAGAAAGCGGCAGAAACUGACGAUCCGAGCGCUACCCCUUCAUCACAGCAAAUUAAGGGAUUGUGGGUUGACUGUGAUACAUAAAUCCAAAGGCGAAGCUACAGUUCUCAUAGUGGAACAGAAAACAAGCCUUUCAUUUAUUGUUAACUUUUCAUUAGAAGCUUCGAUAAUAAUUCCACCGAGUUCAAUACACUGCAUAAAAAUUCACAAACGUUUGGUUUGCUCAAACGAAGGCUAAGCGCUCGAAAGGUCUGUGUUUAUAUCCUUACAUACCCUGGAUAUAUGUGACAAAAUUUUUUCUUCUUUCUGCGAUACUAUACGCUCGUAGGUUAAUGUCAUAAUAGUUUUUACAUUUUGAAGGAUCGCGCUUUAGAUAGAUUAGAAGCAUUUUAUUACUUUGCCUUUGUAGAUGUGCUGAGAGUAACCAUAGUUAGCUAAAAGUGUAUACGCAAAUGUUAUAAAAAAAGUUUCGCAAUGGGUCGGUUCCAAAUCAGACGGCUUCAUUGAGUCUAGGGUUGCGCAAUUUUUUAAAAUUUUAGUGUGGGAAGAGAGAAUUUAUUCAAUGAAGAGCUAAUAACUGCAAUUUAGUUUUUUUGUGGGCGCGUUUGGAAGCUUUAAACCAGAAUUAUAGCUAUAAUUGUUUGUAUAUAUUUGAAACAUUUAAUUAAUGUGCAACACUUACAUACUUUAUGCUUUUCAGAGACGUAAUGGUUGUAAUUUUGCUUAAUCAAUAGAAGCGCGUGAGACUGAGGGUUUUUUAUUUUACCCCGUCUAUUGUUUGUUUGUUUUCUUAAUGUUUGAAAACUGGUAUCAUUUACGUUUACAACUAGUUAAAAAAUAGACUGAUUUUGUAAACUAGAAAGAGAGAUCAUUUCUUUCAUUUUUUUCUAGCGAGUUGAUAAACAAAUCUAGAAAUGUGUCUUUAUCAACCAUAGCCUUUUUGACAGUAUUAAAAACGUAAUGAUAAUAUUUGUUCUAUAAGAAGCAGAUCCGCAAUUGACAAUAUGUUGUGCCCGAGUGAGGCAAACAUCCUCCAGCCAAAAGAGAAGAUAAUGGUCCCAUGAUCCUCUCUUAACAACCGGCCGUUACCAGCAGUUUUUCGUGGUUUGUCAUUGGCGAGCAUGUCAAGGUAACGUUGUGAUCUCCAGACCAAUCAAACUGUAGAAAAAGAGUGUGAAUGACAAUCCACUCAGGGGUAACGGCAGCCUCAAUUGCUUCAGCUAAAUCGUUAAAGUGUAUUUUUGUAUUAAAUUGUAAUUUGUUUACCCACGGAGCACUUAGGAGUUCAUGUGUCCGUGCGUUCCAGAUCGAAUUGGAAUUUGGAAGUGUUGGUUUUUAAGGAGGGGGAAAACCGUAGUACCCGGAGAGAAACCUCUCGGAGCACGGGAGAGAACCAACGACAAACUUAAACCACGCAUGGCGUCGACGCCAGGAUUCGAACCCGGGCCACAUUGGUGGGAGACGAGUGCUCUUACCACUGCGCCACCCUUGCUCCCGAAAGAGUUUAUCUUUGUUUUUUAGUUGACCGUUUCGAUGAUCGUUGGUAGUUCGUUUGUAUAACACCCAAAGCUAAUUUUAUCCUGACCAGUUAAUGUAUUUCUUCGUUAUGUUGUAUAGUAAAGUACCAUUAUAGUGUACUGGCGGAG